Molecule: messenger RNA, 2663 nt
Organism: Osmerus eperlanus (European smelt)
Lineage: Eukaryota; Metazoa; Chordata; Actinopteri; Osmeriformes; Osmeridae
Gene: chrna4b
Product: cholinergic receptor, nicotinic, alpha 4b
Exons: 6
Coding region: 368-2320 (650 amino acids)
Biological process (GO): signal transduction; response to nicotine; monoatomic ion transmembrane transport
Cellular component (GO): synapse; postsynaptic membrane; neuron projection
Molecular function (GO): acetylcholine-gated monoatomic cation-selective channel activity; acetylcholine receptor activity
Source: RefSeq, a predicted model, not a curated record
UCGAGGAGUCAGUUAGGAUGUGGAGUUAGGAAAAACAGCAGGACGCUCGUGGCUAUUCAUAUUCAUGCUGAUCUGAUUAGUGCCUCAAGAGAGAUGGAGAGCACUGCCCUGUCCUCCACAACCACUCAGAUUGACAUGACCCCUUCAUUCUGCAGGUUGAAGGCGUUCUGAAGACCCUACAGUACCUACCUGUAUAUCUGCCGCGGGUUCUUGCCAUCUGUUGCAUUGUCUGAGUUGGAGGCUGCUGACUCGUGUGACCGGCUGUUGGGCUCUCUGAAUGAGGAUUAUCCUUCUGGAAGUGGAGACGAACGACCACCAAAUGUCGGAGGGAGUUUAGAGAAGGAAAACGGGUAUUGUUUUUUCCACUAUGAAUCUGACCAGGUGCCUACGGAUGUUGAGUUUGCUUGUCUUAGUCCACCCUUCUCAAGUGUGUCCGCUGGGCGCUCCCAAGGCCCACGCGGAGGAGAGACUGCUCCAGAACCUGUUUGUGCGCUACAACAAGCUGUCCCGGCCCGUGGCAAACAUCUCCGACGUGGUGCUGGUUCACUUCGGCCUCUCCAUCGCUCAGCUCAUCGACGUGGAUGAAAAGAACCAGAUGAUGACCACAAACGUCUGGGUGAAACAAGAGUGGAACGAUUACAAGCUUCGCUGGAACCCAGAGGACUAUGAGAACGUGACUUCAAUCCGCAUCCCCUCAGAGCUCAUAUGGAGACCAGACAUUGUGCUGUACAACAACGCUGACGGGGACUUUGCAGUGACCCAUCUGACCAAAGCCCACCUGUUCUACGAUGGCAGGAUCAAGUGGACACCCCCGGCCAUCUACAAGUCCUCCUGCUCCAUCGACGUCACCUUCUUCCCCUUCGACCAGCAGAACUGCAAGAUGAAGUUUGGCUCGUGGACCUACGACCGUGCCAAGAUCGACCUGAUCAGCAUGGACAGCAACGUGGACCAGAUGGACUACUGGGAGAGCGGCGAGUGGGUCAUCAUCGACGCCGUGGGCAAGUACAACACCAAGAAAUACGAGUGCUGCACCGAGAUCUACCCGGACAUCACCUACUACUUCAUCAUCCGGAGACUCCCCCUGUUCUACACCAUCAACCUCAUCAUCCCCUGCUUGCUCAUCUCCUGCCUCACCGUGCUGGUCUUCUACCUGCCCUCGCAAUGCGGGGAGAAGAUCACCCUCUGCAUCUCCGUCCUCCUCUCCCUCACCGUGUUCCUCCUCCUCAUCACCGAGAUCAUCCCCUCCACCUCCCUGGUCAUCCCCCUCAUCGGGGAGUACCUGCUCUUCACCAUGAUCUUCGUCACUCUGUCCAUCAUCAUCACCGUGUUUGUGCUGAACGUGCACCACCGGUCGCCGCGCACCCACGGCAUGCCCCAGUGGGUGAGGAGGGUCUUCCUGGACCUGAUUCCCCGGGUCCUGUUCAUGAAGAGGCCCCCGGCGACAGCCAAGCAGAACUGUAGGAAGCUCAUAGAGAUGAUGCACCAGCCUGCGGGUCCCAGUCACUCCCCAACCUUUUGGUUGGGCUUGGAGAAAGAGUUCAGUCAGAUGGGGCAACAGGGACAAAUGCUUCCAGCAACCCCUUUCGACAGCCCCAACAUCCAGGUCGCCUCCCCUCCAAAGACCUCCUCUCCUCCUUUGGGUUUACCCCUGGAGAAGCAUCCCAUGAAGCCCCAGGUUUUCUGCCGAUCCCCAUCCAGCCAGUACUCGAUGCUCGUGGAAGAGCCUCUGCAACUGGGACUCACCUCCUCCCCCUCCUCCACUUCUCCUCCUUCCUCUGGCCCCUCGUCGUCCUCUGUCCCCCUGCCCCUGGGACCCCUCCACACCCUGCCCAGAGACGAGCCUGGGACGCUGGCUCCUAAAGGCCGUUCCCUCAGCGUGGAGCACAUGUGCGAUCACCACGUGGAGCCCCCGCAGAGAGCUGCACACCGCUGUCGCUCAAACAGCUUCCAGUACUGCUGUCUGGACGCUGGGGGAGGCAACGGGGGUGGGGAGGGGCUGGGGAUUCCGAUGACCUCCAGACAGAGGAGACAGGUGUCCGUGGACCACCUAGCCAGAGAUUCAUCCACAGAAGUUGCCAAGAACCCAGGGUUGCCGGAUUCUAUGGUUCUCAGGAUGUCGCCAGCGAUGAGGCGGGCCAUAGAGGGGGUGCAAUACAUCGCAGAUCACCUCAGGGCUGAAGAUGCUGACUUUUCAGUGAAGGAAGAUUGGAAGUACGUUGCCAUGGUUAUUGAUCGAAUCUUCCUCUGGAUGUUUGUACUGGUGUGCAUUCUGGGAACUGUAGGAUUGUUCCUUCCUCCCUGGUUGGCCGGAAUGAUCUAGAAGAUUAUGGAUCCAGAUCCUGACAGCAGAUGGACAAGGGGGUUGCAUCAAGAUGUUCAGAGUUGGACUGCAAGCUUACCUUUCAGUAUACUAAUGACUUACUUUCUAUGUUUUGUAACCGUAAUGGAAUUCUAAUUUAGUCUAUUUGUUCUUUUUUUUUGCCUUUAAAUUUAAACUCCUGAGUCUGUCUGUGUCCUUGCUGUGGCCUGUUUACUCUAGGUAUGAAAAGGUUGCCGACUGAGAAAUAGUGUGUAGUAGUAAGUGAAAUGUAUUUCAUUGAUUCAACUGGGCACAUGCAUUCUUUAUGAGACCAAAAGGCCAGCAGUAAAUACAUUCCUCCUUA